UCCGAUCACCAUCAUGGUCAACGCAAGUGUCGUCCUCACAGCUUGUGUUUUAUUCGGAACUUUAGCUUCCGCAUCAAGCGACAAAGUGGUUCUGAACGAGGAUGUCUUAAUGGGCACUUGCACUUGGACAUGUGAUACCAUUCCAGAUCUUCACAACAAGGAAGGCUGUACGAAGAUUAGCGGGUGCACUCUCGGCUCGCCCGGGUGGGUCAGGGGCUUUGUGCGGUGUGACUACUGUAAGUGCGACUGCGAAGAAGAUGAGGAGGAUAGGGACGUCCUUGUGGAGAAGACAAAGAUAAGCACGGAUGAGUACGAGUUAUACGGCAGAUGUACCGGUCUUCUCUUUUCAUGUAGCCGGCGUGGAUUGGUGAGAUCUGACUUCAAGGGCUGCCACCGUGUUGAAGACUGUUCCUUUGCUGAACCUGAUGCCCUGCCCGAUCUAUUCGCCUGCGACUACUGUACUUGUCAGUGCGUUAAUGAACAUUACGCCAACAAGUACAGGAUGACGAAUAUCAAGUACGACAUUGAAAACGCUCAUAUGAAGAAAGGCAGACCGUUCGCACUCAAUAAGAGCACUUUCUUAAAGAACAACGGAGGGAUUUCCCAAACAAUGACGCGCGUCCUGACGUACACCGACUCGCAGACGACAGCAAUGGAGACCAGCAAAGCUUUGCAGCACGGCCUAACCAUAACCGUCGAUGCAACCAUUGGUCCCUUCGGUGUCGGGUCUCUAGGUACAUCUGUUGGUAACCAACUCACCAAGGGCUUCACACAAAAUGCCGGACAAACGAACAUGACGUCACGAAGCGACGAGAUUCGCGCGACCGUCCGAGUUGAGCCUUAUUCUUCAGUAAACGUGACCGUUAUUGGGUUCCGUAUCGAGGUAGAUGUGUCCUAUACUGCGGACUUGGUGACCGAGUACACGGACGGACGCACGGACACUCAGCAAAUAACAGGCAUCUACCGAAAUGUCGACUCCAGCGAGGCAUACGUCGAGUAUGGGGAGCAGAUACCUUUGAAGAAACCUUAAACAUCCGAUUUUAUUGUAGCCAUGAUUAUUAAAGGUCCACUCAGUCAGAGCUUGCAGUAAAUUGUUCAUGUCCAGGAGUGCUGUCUUGUGAUGAUUUGGGUUUACUCUUUUGGCCAGUUUGUAUCCCUUUCUGAGAGGUCCAUGAUCUGACCUAUUUGCAUGCCAAGGUUUGUUUUCUAAAAGGUAUAGAGCACUUCUUAAAGCGAGAACCAUUCGCU
This is a messenger RNA of Lineus longissimus, 1248 nucleotides long. RefSeq lists its product as uncharacterized. The record is from RefSeq and is a predicted model, not a curated record. The coding region runs from base 14 to 1030 and encodes 338 amino acids. The transcript has 2 exons. NCBI's taxonomy places the organism in Eukaryota, Metazoa, Nemertea, Pilidiophora, Heteronemertea, Lineidae.